AUGCCAAGGAACUCGGGUCAGAUGGACACUCAGUACGUGCUCUCAAGAGCGGCAUCGUACGAUGAGUUUGAUGAGAGAAGUGCUGCCGAGACAAUCUGCAGCUGGGGGAAGAAAAAUGGUGGCUUGGACGGUUAUGUACGUUUAGAGGUUGGAUUUGAGGUGGUUAUAUGCGAUUUUCACGAAAAGCUUCACCUUGUUUCUAAUGUUACCUUGACGAACGUAACAAACACACUCCAUUUUCCCCCAGAGCAUUUUGACAACGUUUCUAUUGUGACAGAUCCGCUUAAUAUUCGUAGAUCUUCUGUUAUCGAUGGUCUUGAGGCAAGAGCUGGAUUCGAUUUUUUGCAGGCUGGAGCCCGAGUUUACGAUGGAGAUGCUAGAAUUUUACUUGACUUUUCGAAGUUUGUGACCCCGAUUGGGAAGACUUAUAUCGAUCCGGAUCCAUACAAACGUAGGAUAUACAAUAUGUCGACUGAUUUGAAGGAGAGUUUGAUAGGAGAGGUUUCCGAUGCUCUUUCCACGCCGAAUAAUCAUAAUCCCUAUUUGACGACAGAUUGGAGGCGGGCCACUGAGAGUAUUGAGAAGAAAUUUGGCCCGUUGCUCCUGAGCUUGAAUAAUAGUUUUACGCUAUACGAGAGUCAUAAGGAUCACGGUGUCUUAGGCUCUAAUCUUACCACCUAUAGCUUUAACUUUAUUAGGCGUUAUCUCAGCGAGCCUGUUUAUGACCUUACCCCGUCUUCCAGAAAGAUGGCCAUCUGGGAUUAUGCGCAUCCUUACCAGCCACUGAGCACUAACCAAGAACUUCUGAUUUUUAGUGCCAUUGCCGUCGUUCAAACGAGAAUAGUGGACACGAUGAAUUCCAUUUUCCAACUUGGAAGGUCUCUUCUUACUGUUUACCAAGGAGGGGACGUUGCCUUUGAGAAUGUAGAGCAGCUCAUUAUGAGCAAUAAGAAGAGAGUGAAAAAUCUACUCAACGAACUAAAUUGGCCGGUGAUUUACGGUUGCCGAAAGACAUGCAAUGCAGACGAAAUAUGCUUUGUGCCGACUUGGGGGCCUUCGCCUUUGGGUUGGGGUGGACAGGGUACUGGAUUUUAUGAAGGAGUAGAUGGGGUUACGAGGGUCGGUAGAGAUUUCACCUGCGUUAGCUAUCGGACACUUCUUUGA
This is a messenger RNA of Brettanomyces nanus, 1164 nucleotides long. RefSeq lists its product as uncharacterized. The transcript is spliced from 2 exons. Bases 1 to 1164 code for a protein of 387 amino acids. The record is from RefSeq and is a predicted model, not a curated record. NCBI's taxonomy places the organism in Eukaryota, Fungi, Ascomycota, Pichiomycetes, Pichiales, Pichiaceae.